AUGACUUCUAUUGAUGCUCAAUUCUCUUCAAUUAUUGACACUUUCAAAAAUAAAAUAGAACAUUCAUCAUCACGACAAGAUUCAAGUGGCUUUCAGGAAAUCGUAACCAAAAAUAUACAAAGUUUAUUGGAAUUGAAGUCAAAAAUAUACAAUGAUCUUUCCCUUUUCAGCUCUAAUGAAUCGUUAGAAGACUUAUCCACGAAAUCUAUUAAGUACCUUUCAAUAGACUAUUAUUUGGCAUUAAUGUUUUCCAGAAAACAAAACAUAACCUCGAAGGAUCCGAACUCAAGAAAUAAAUUUAAGUUGGCAUUUUUACAAAAAUCAGUGCAGUUAUUUGUACAGUUUUUAGUAUCAUUACAAGACUAUGGAAUUUUAGACCCUAUAUUAUCAAAAAAAAUUGAUUCUUUCAAUGAAACUUAUAAUCCAAAUUUGAAUGACUUAUAUCAAACAUCAUCGGCUGAUAAAGAUCCAGAAUUGUCAAAUGCUUAUUCAAAAAGAGAACAGAAAAUCGAAUUUUAUAAAAAUAGUAAGACUAUAGAAGAGCAGUUAAACUUCCUGGAAUCUAACAGCAAUAAUGAUGAUGAAGCAUUAAGAAAAUUAAGCACUUUAAAGCUGAGCAUAUUGAGCUAUCAAUCAUUUAAUGAAAUAGAACAAAUACUUUAUGAAGUAGAACUACUUCAAAACUUUUCAAAAUUCGAACAAUCUAAUACAAGGGAAAGAAAGGAAGAAAUUCCAAGUAGCACAGAGUAUACGGACAGGCUAGAAACCUUGAAUAUGCCAUUGCUUUCCAAAAAUGGUAAAAUUUUAAGGAAUUUUACCCUGGUUGAUAGGAAAGCUUCUUUACAAAAUAAAGUGAGAGGAUAUGGCCAGUAUGGCCCAACAAUGUCGGUAGAAGAAUUUUUAGAAAAAGAAUGGGAGUCAGGAAGAGUAUUACAGGGAGGACCAGAAGAUAUAGAUAAGGACAACGAAAAGGAUGAAGAUAAUUAUGAUUGGAAUGAUAAGGAAACUUAUAAAGCAAGAGAAUGGGACGAAUUUAAAGAAAAUAACCCAAGGGGAAGCGGUAAUACAACUAACAGGGGUUAA
Kazachstania africana CBS 2517 is the source of this 1083-nucleotide messenger RNA. It is a transcript of the gene TAP42, whose product is annotated as Tap42p. Gene Ontology annotation, biological process: regulation of dephosphorylation; regulation of signal transduction. The transcript has a single exon. NCBI's taxonomy places the organism in Eukaryota, Fungi, Ascomycota, Saccharomycetes, Saccharomycetales, Saccharomycetaceae. The record is from RefSeq and is a predicted model, not a curated record. The coding region runs from base 1 to 1083 and encodes 360 amino acids. Gene Ontology annotation, cellular component: cytosol. Gene Ontology annotation, molecular function: protein phosphatase 2A binding.